UCACGUUCACGUUUCCUGACCCGAUGACCUCUAGGGAUGGCCAUGGCGCAGAUGAUGCAAUUGGACUAUUCGGGGCCAUAACCAGCCGACUUUGUGCUGAAUUGACGUAUCAUAUGUUCCAGCUUGCACAAUGUUUACUUCACUGUGAACAUUGCCUAUUAAACAUUACUGUAAUUCCUCGAGUCAAUCUUAGAAGAAAAAUUAGAGCAGAAAAGCUUCUAAAAUCUGGUUUGCUGAUUCGAGAAUGGUAAGCAUUUAUUUUUUGUACCAAAGUUAUGAUCUUUGGCCAAUGGGAGGAUUCAUGUUUUCACCAGCUUAAGAAAAUGGGCAGUUGGGGAUUAACUGCCGGGUCUGAAAGAAGAAGAUCAUGGUGAUAAUGAUGAAAAGUCUAGUAUAAGCAUGUCCAUACCCUAGGAGGUCAUAGGAUAGAGCCAUACAAAGAAACAAGUACAGUAAUAGCAGUAAAGCUUUGUACAUGCUGUAAUAAAUUCGUCAAAGAUUUGGCCACAAGAUUUUUUUUUCCGUCAGCUCUGGGGUUUGCUUGCAUCAUCAAUUUUGCUCCUCUGUUUUGCUGUCUAUCUCAAAAAGUAAGACCUGCCAAAAAACAGUGAUUCUUUUUUCUUUUCUGUUUUCGCAUUUCUUCAUAUGCCUCUAAUGCGUUUAGUUGUUGGAUUCUAAAGCAGAAAAAAAACAAAGGAAAAAAAAAAAAAAAGAUGGUCACUUUCUUACUCAAUUCACUCUUCUUUCUCAUCAAAGCUAGCUAGCUUCCCGUCUAAAAUAGAUAAAAAGCAAAGGCCUUUCUCUGCAAAAUGGUGCUGAGAGGACCUGCCAGCAACAGAAGUUUGAACAGAGAGAAUCCAGAUAUUUUGAUUGUGAUGAUUGCAGAGGAGCAGAUAAUGAGAGGUGGUGAGGAGGAAAAAGGAAGAUCAGAGAGGAGAGAGAAAGAUAGGGGGAGGGGAAGGGAUGGGCCCUCUAAAGCCUGCAACAGAAAUAAGUGGCACUGCGCCAAAAGAGUAAUGUGUUUCCUCCCCCUCUCUUCCUUUCUCUCUCUAUCUCCUUGUUUUUACUCUUUGUGUGGUUCUUCAUCCUCUCUCUAUCUUAAUUAAUGGGUCCAAUUCAUUCAGCUCCAUUGCUCUGCUGCAGAAACUUUUCUUUUUUCUUUUUUUUCUCUUUUUUUUCUUUUGGGUUUCUGGUGGCUUUUUGUCACUCUCAUUCUUUCUUUUAAUGGAUUCUAAGCUCUUGUGUGUCCUUUACUUUCAAGACCCAUUAUGUUUCUUGUAGCUCAAUAAGAGAGAGAGAUCAUGAAUCUUUUUGUAUGGGGUCUGAUGCUCUUAAAUUCAGUUUCUUGGCUUUUGAGCUGUUGAAAUAAAAAUAAAAUACAAAAAAAUCCCUACUUUUCUGUUCAUGCAAAGGAAAAUAACCCACCUUUUUCCAUUAAGCUCUUUAUGUGUUGUAGUUUGAGAAAGGUGGGGGAUAAUGCAGGAUAACUUGUUGGCUUUUUCUCCUCGUUCUUUUUGUUAAAAGGAAGAUUUAAAAAAAAAAAAGAAAGAAAAAAGGGAAAAAAGAAAAUCUUUACUACUGUUUUCUGGCUUUUCAUUACAUUACUCUUCUAAGGACUACAAAGAAGUUCUCCUUGUAUCUUAUUAACUUUUUCACUAUGCUCCCCUGUUUUGCCUUCUUUGUUUAAGCGUAAACAUAAUACAGUGUCACUCCAUAUAAACACCACCACGUUAUCUUUUGAAUCUUUGCAAGUCUUUAAGGUCUGAUUUGAAGCAAUCCUAUGAAUCUGCAUUAAACUUCUUUAACUCGAUAUUAUACUUUUGUGAUCUUUUAGACAGUUUUGGUGGAACAAACUGCAUCCUCGGUUUGUUGGUGGGUGAUAUCUCCUCUGCAAGUGGAUAGAACGUAAAUAGCAGUUGAUAGCUAGAAUAUGAAAACAGAGAUGAGUUCAUCUGUACUGAAAUAGGUAGUAGGCUUGAGAAGUUGUUGCUCAUGUCCGAUGCGGUCUGAUUCUUCGUUACUAUGAAAUGAUGGAGAAUCAAAUGUUCAAUGUUACAAUGGAUGCGAUGAGCCGAGAUUCUGUUGUCAUAGACGAGAAUUCAGAGCAUGCAACUAUGAACUCACUUGUUCAAUCCUGUUCAUUUGACCUUAAUGAUCAAAACCGCAUGAUAGUUCCACUUCAUUCAACAAUUCAAGAACCAAUCAAUGGAGAUGUCAGAAAUCGCACAGAGAUUAUCAUUCCAAAUGCAUUUUAUACAUGUCACAGAAGGAACACUGAUAGAGAUGCCUCACUUGGUUGCUCAAGUGCCACUGCCAACUCUGAAUUUCAAGAGCAUCCUAUUUCUACUGCUUCGGUUGCUAACUUUCUGGCUGAAAGGAAUGGUCUUCCAGAAAAUCUCAACAACUUAGCAAUUUUGGUGCCUCCAAUCUAUUCUUCAGAAGUUUUAGCAGAAUACAUUUCUAAUGGCUGGUCCAGUAGUUUGAAUCAUCGGUUGGCACCUUCCAUGAACUGUGGGUACGAUGAUGUGCUUGGUAAUAUUGGCGGUCAGUGGGAUAUCCAGAAGUAUCCUGCUACUUCAGAUUUUGGUGGGAAAAAUUCUGUAAGAACAGAGUUUCAACCAUAUUCUUCCGUAGGAAACAUGGAACCAUGUGGAUUGAUAUCAGCAGACAGUGCCAGUGUGGCUGCUGAUCAUUCUUAUAGUUCCUCAAAAUUUAGUAACGAGCUCUCUCUAACUCUUGCUACAUCCAAGCCUUCUGUCAUUAGUGGGAUACAUAUUCCAGGUCAAUGCUCAGAAAUGACUUGCUCUGGGGUGGCUCGCAAUUCUUUGAAUGAGACAAGGUUUGCCUCUGAACAAACUUCUUGCAACAGUGAGGAUCUUUCUCUGAGUUUUGGUUCUUAUAGACCCCCUCAAUUCUCGAAAGUUAUAUUGGGAUCACGAUAUCUCUGCGUGAUUCAGGAAAUACUUGCUCAGAUUGCAAGCUAUUCUCUGGAGAAUCUUGACUUCCAGACAACCUAUCCAACUGCUGGUGCACCGGAUGGAGUUAACAUACCAUUCUGUUCGAAUAGCUGUUCUGAAAGAGGGAGUGGUUUUGAAGCAGCGAUGGAACCUGCUUUGCAAAGACGGGCAGUUGAAAGAAAGAAAGCCAAGCUUCUGGCCUUGCUGCAAAUGGUUGAUGACCGAUACAACCAAUGCCUGGAUGAGAUUCAUACAGUUAUAUCAGCAUUUCAUGCUGCUACCGAAUUGGAUCCUCAAAUACAUGCUCGUUUUGCUCUUCAAACAAUCUCUGUAUUGUAUAAAAACCUGAGAGAAAGGAUUAGCAAUCAAUUCCUUGCUAUGGGAGCACAUUUGAACCCUGCAUGCUUCAGAGAGAAUGAAAGAUCUUUUGAGACUUCAUUCAUUCAGAAGCAAUGGGCUCUUCAGCAGCUGAAAAAGAAAGAUCAUCAGUUAUGGAGACCCCAGAGAGGCUUGCCAGAAAGAUCUGUCUCAGUUUUAAGGGCAUGGAUGUUUCAGAACUUCCUCCAUCCGUAUCCUAAAGAUGCAGAGAAGCAUUUGCUCGCGGUAAAAAGUGGAUUGACGAGAAACCAGGUAUCCAAUUGGUUCAUAAAUGCUCGUGUUCGGCUAUGGAAACCAAUGAUCGAGGAAAUGUACUCAGAGAUGAACAGAAGAAAGACGAAUCGAAAUGACCAGAACACAGACAGAAGCCACUCAAGUGCCAACAAUCAAAGAUACAAUUCGAAUUGAAAAGGUAGAUUAGCACAAAUCAAAUGGGGAACAACAAACAUCCACAACAUGUUAGCAAUUGUAUAUAUAUUAAAAAAACAAAAAAAAACAAAAAAAUUAUUUUAUUGAGUGCAUUAUUGUAAUUAUAUUCUUCCUGGCAUGUACGUGUCAUUAGGCAGGAUCUACAAUCUGAGAAUGUUACAUGGAAUUAUUUUCUGUAUUUUCCAGAAUUCCCUUCCUUUUUCUUUUCAUUUC
Molecule: messenger RNA, 3977 nt
Organism: Ziziphus jujuba (common jujube)
Lineage: Eukaryota; Viridiplantae; Streptophyta; Magnoliopsida; Rosales; Rhamnaceae
Product: homeobox protein ATH1
Exons: 6
Coding region: 2028-3743 (571 amino acids)
Biological process (GO): regulation of transcription by RNA polymerase II
Molecular function (GO): DNA-binding transcription factor activity, RNA polymerase II-specific; RNA polymerase II cis-regulatory region sequence-specific DNA binding
Source: RefSeq, a predicted model, not a curated record